Molecule: messenger RNA, 774 nt
Organism: Purpureocillium lilacinum
Lineage: Eukaryota; Fungi; Ascomycota; Sordariomycetes; Hypocreales; Ophiocordycipitaceae
Source: RefSeq, a predicted model, not a curated record
AUGCGAGUCAUCCGAUUGAAAAACGAAGUCAUGAACAUGCAAAUCCCUGCUCCGUCCGAGUUUCACGUUCUUUCCUUUUCUAGAAACGAUGAGAGUACGCUCACUUCGACCCUGUUCCUAUCGGGCAUCUCGUGCGCCCUCAAGGUCACAAUCGUUGGUGAUACUAACCGCGAUGGAAUCGUCGACACCACCGGAGACGCCGACCUGAAGGGAAGAGACACAUGGACAGACCAAGCCGGCGCCAUCUUCCUGGCCAACAUUGGAGAUACGAACCGUCGUUGCUCUUCCAAGGAUGAGGCGGUAGCGCAAAAUGUGCGCAUCUUCCGCCGCGUGGGCCAAGGCUGGAUAUCGCCCAAUCACACAUUUACCAGCGAGGACCUCAGGAAGGGCCUCAAGCUGGGCGUCGACGCCCGCGAUGCGGAUAGUAGACUGCGCCAGCCCCGGCUCCUCAGCGCCAGAGGCGAUGACGAAGAGUCGUAUCCAAAUGACUGGCCGGGGGCUGUGGCCUUCUACCCAGCGGCAAUCAACGGCGUGGUGCUCAGCAACACAGCAUAUCUAGCCCCAAAUCCAUGGUGCCCGGUGAUCAACGGCCGGGACAUCUUGGCGGAGAGCGUCACGGCCGCAUACGCGGCGGGGGGUUUCGACGUCCUAUAUGUGGACGACUACUUCUUGGCCCAUGCACACUCUGGGGAUGUGCAUUGUCUGACAAACACCAUUCGCGAGGUGUCAGGCAAGUGGUGGCAACGCGGCGACCCCGGAGCUCGGAAGGUCUGA